Colletotrichum acutatum is the source of this 1599-nucleotide messenger RNA. RefSeq lists its product as uncharacterized. Lineage: Eukaryota; Fungi; Ascomycota; Sordariomycetes; Glomerellales; Glomerellaceae. Gene Ontology annotation, molecular function: GTPase activity; microtubule binding. Gene Ontology annotation, cellular component: cytoplasm; membrane; microtubule. Bases 1 to 1599 code for a protein of 532 amino acids. The transcript has 4 exons. The record is from RefSeq and is a predicted model, not a curated record.
AUGUCACAGCCAACGGAGAGCUACCAGCCUACCGGGCGUAGCAAUAUUACAGCCAGCCAUUUGACGGCAUCUUUCCUUGACCCCGAGAACGACAGACAAAGUCGCAUCAUUGACAUUAUCGAUCAAUUACGGGCCCUGAAAAUAGAUCGCACGAUACCCCUUCCACAACUUAUCGUUUGCGGCGAUCAGUCCUCCGCAAUCUACAAUCCUCGCCGUGGUUCCGGGAAACAACGACUCGACAACGCCAUUGUUCUCACCCUUUGCCAGGAAUACGAUCCUGAAGGCCAUCGAACCGUCGGUAUCAUGACGAAGCCAGAUGUCGCGGAAAACCCCAAUACUGUUGUGAAAAUUAUGAAGGGUAACAUUACCACGCUGAACCGGUUAGAAUGGCACCUUAUUCGCAAUCUCGGGCCCGAUUCUGCGGAAGAUAGAGACAGUGUUGAAGCGCGCUUGUUCGAGCAAGCGCCAUGGACGAGUAUUCCCCAGAGACAGCUUGGAAUCCAAAAGCUUCGAUCUAGGCUAAGGGAGAUAUACUUCUCAGCUGCAGAGGAUAAAAUCCCUCAGCUUAGAGGAAAGCUUGAGACAGAGCUUGGAAAACCGAAGUUCACCUGUAUCAAAGAGGAACCACAGCCCAAGUCACUGGCUCAGGCAUUCCAGAAGGCAACUCAGCGUCUGAGAGAAGCUGCUCGAGAACAAGCCAAAGGAACUUACGCCUAUGAUACAAACCAGUUCGAUGACACUAGUUCUGUUCUUCUACGUUCUCGGGACUCGCGUUCUGAUCUUCCAGGCUUUGAUCCUGUCGACUUGGAACACGAGAUACGAAUGUCCUCAACCAUGAUCAAGAACACUGGUGGAACGGAGCUCGAUGGUCUAUUUUCGCCUGACCGCAUCGCUAAGCUGUUUUGGAGGAUGUCCGAGCCCUGGCACAAGAUCGCGGAACAGCACAUCGACAGCGUCUGUAAUUGUUGCAAGGAUUACUUUGAGGCCGUUACACAACUCAACUUUACCAAGACUGGCAGAAACAGGGCUUUGGACGACGGAACUCUGCAUGACGGGUUCGAAAACGACGAAGUUGUCGCGCGUAAUUAUAUCAGGGACCACAUCAUACCAAACUUGGCGAAAGCCAAAAAGAAGGCCUCGGAUGAGCUUUAUUUGUUGGAGGAGGACAGAAGGGAUUGGCCGAAAAAUCUCGAUAAGCGCUUUCUUGUAGACCAGAAAACUCACCGACAGCGAACCGAGUUUCACUACACUUCGCGUGUAUUACGCGGUCGUCUCAAAGGUGAUAAUCCCAGCACGCUCGACCCGGAGAUUCUGGCAGAGCAGCGCGGACUCUCACGGCAACAGAACUAUCAGGACCACGUAGCAGAGGAGUUCCUGAGUGCGAUGAAGUCUCAUUACCUUGUGGUUGAGCGCCACUUCAUGCGAAAGAUUCAAGACCUGAUCCCGAAUGACCUGGAUGAUGCUGGUAUACAAGACUUGCUGAAAGAGGAUGAAAAGUCGGCGCGUAAGAAGGCACGGACUCGCGAUGAGAAAAGGAGGCUGGACAUAGCGCUUGAAGCUGUCAAGCGUUUUCAAAUUGAACAAGAGCAAGAGGAUUGA